AUGAAACCUUAUUCUGAAUUAGAAUUUGAUCUUAUAGACUCAGGACAAAUGGUUGAAGAUUCCGAGCCCAGCGAUGAAUCAGAAAGAGAAGUAGAAAGAAUAAGAAGAUUAGAAGAAGAUACUUGCACGGUGGAACAAAAAUGUGAGAAUGUGAAACUAAAUAGUUCUGGUUCAAAGUCAAAAUUACCUGAAAAAAUUAUAAAACUUAUCGAAAGGAUAUUUAAUGCUGAACUAGGCAGCCAUUCAACUGGCAAUGAGGUAUUUAAAAUUUUACGCUUAAUCUUGAAAAAUAAAUAAAUA
Molecule: messenger RNA, 300 nt
Organism: Meloidogyne enterolobii
Lineage: Eukaryota; Metazoa; Nematoda; Chromadorea; Rhabditida; Meloidogynidae
Source: the annotation of a GenBank genome assembly